GCCCGCGGCUCGCCAUUCCCUGAUCCCCUCCCAAGUCCCACCCGGUCCCCGCCUCCUGCCGCCUAGGGUUCCGACGGCAUCCUCGCCGACGUCGACCACCGCCGACACCCUCCGCGAUGUCGCAGCCCGUCACCCCGCGCCGCGCCACCCGCUCCUCUACGGUCGAUCCCGCCUCCCCGACCUCCCCGUCCGGAUCCAGGCCCAAAUCGACGCCCAGGCGCCAACCCAUCCCCACCGCCGCCGCAGCGAAGGAGGAGGAAGGGGAGCAUGAGCGGAGCACCGUCGACGCGCUCCUCGAGGCGUUGCCCGGCCGCCGCGCGCAGGCGACGGACCUCCUCCGGCUCCUGGCACCCGCGCCGGCGCUCCCGAUUCUGCUCCACGGGGGCGCCGCCACGGGGAAGACGCGCGCGCUCCUCCUCGCUCUCCGCCACGUGCGCCCCCGCCCGCUGCGCGUCGCCUACGCCGCCUUGCGCUCCCUCCCGUCUCCUCGCGCCCUAUACGCCUCCCUCCUCACCCAGCUCAGUCCGUCUUCGUCGUCCUCCGCCUCCUCUCGCCUGCGCAUCCCCGACAAGCCCUCGGACUUUGUCGCUGCGCUCCGCGACGCGCUUGCUGGCCUCUCCGCGCAGGGCGAGGCCGUGUAUCUGGUGUUUGAUAAUUUGGAGGUGGUUAGGAGCUGGGACAAGGGUGGCCAACUUCUGGCGCUCCUCCUCCGCCUCUACGAUCUCCUCCGUUUGCCGCAGAUCGUGCUCGUCUACGUGAGCAUUGCUACACCUGAUGCGUACUACUCCAUGACUGGCUCUGUCGAGCCGAAUCACAUUUACUUCCCUGAUUACACAGUGGACGAGGUCCGAGACAUCCUGAUGCGAGGCCAUCCCAAUCCGAAGCUGUACUCGUCGUUCCUUAGUGUGGUGCUGAAGCCAUUGUUCCGAGUAACAAGGAGGGUAGAUGAACUGGUGGCUGCCCUGGAGCCACUUUUCAGGAGGUACUGCGAGCCACUGGGGGAUUUGAAGGCAGUUCCGGAUGAGAGCAUCAAAAGGAGGUUGUUUGAACAUAUACAGCCACAUUUGGCUGUUGCCUUGAACGAGACAUUCAGUGUUCCCACGAGGAUUUCUUUGGAUGAAUGCAAGGGCAGCAGUUCUGGUGGGAAGGCUAGUAGUAAAAGACAGUUUGGCAGUAGGGAUGGUUUGCCGACUGAAUUGGAGUUCCACAUGUCUGUGUCUGCGAAAUACUUACUAUUGUCAGCUUUCCUGGCUUCAAGGAACCCGGCUACUCUUGAUGCAGCUUUGUUUGAUUCAACUGGAGGGUCAGAUAACAAUAGGCGUAAGAGAAAGAGCUCUCAGGCGUCGAUGAAUAUGAAGGACACCAUGGCUGAAGAGAUGCUUUUGAAAGGUCCUGGCACAUUUCCUCUUGAGAGGCUCUUGGCUAUAUUUCAGUGCAUCACGUCAGUGUCAGAAGAUUAUCUCGGUGAUGUUGAAUGUCCUGAUAGUAUGAUGAAUGGAAGUGGAAUGACUGGUUUGAUGUCAGAUGUUCUUUUGCAACUUUCAACACUUUGCAAUUCUAAUUUCCUCUCCAAAAGCCGGAGCUGCCCGUUAGAAGGCUCAGCUAGAUAUCGAUCUAACAUUGAUGAAGAUUUAGCACUCAAGGUUGCCAGGAGUGUUAGUUUCCCCCUCUCGAAGUAUAUAUACAGAAGAUAGCCUUUGCAGCCUUACCUAGGCUGUAACAGCUGUUGUUGGUUUUAGACUAUAUUGGUAUCUGAUCUGUCUAGUUCCAUGGUAGGGCAUCAAGGGAUAAAGCAAUUGCUAUAUGCUCCAUCCUCUUCAGUUUUCUUGACUUCUUUCAUCUUGUUUCUCAGUCAGGCAAUUAGUACUAUCCAACCCUGGAUAUAGUGGCAACUUAACAUUCUGAGCUCUAUUGAAAUGUCUCAGCUCGUGCUUCAGAAAGCAAAGAACCAUUAGCAUCUGAAUCAAGCAAUGUUUGGUUAGAUUACUAGAUGUUCUUUUCUUCACAAUUCAUGUAACGCCAUCAGUUCAACCUCUUUUUUUUUGUGUGGCAUAGUGGUACCAUAAAUCUAUCUGAAAAGAUCAGCGCCACUUUGUCCAAGUCCAAUAUUGUCAUAUUGAUCUGUAUUAAGUAAUUAUUCCUUUCACAA
Messenger RNA from Sorghum bicolor (sorghum), 2149 nucleotides. Its product is annotated as origin of replication complex subunit 1. The transcript has 4 exons. Gene Ontology annotation, molecular function: DNA replication origin binding. Bases 117 to 1694 code for a protein of 525 amino acids. Gene Ontology annotation, biological process: DNA replication; DNA replication initiation. Gene Ontology annotation, cellular component: nucleus; nuclear origin of replication recognition complex. NCBI's taxonomy places the organism in Eukaryota, Viridiplantae, Streptophyta, Magnoliopsida, Poales, Poaceae. The record is from RefSeq and is a predicted model, not a curated record.